AUGUCAUUAAACUACAUAAAGAACUUCUAUGAAGGAUUUCUCCGGCCACCCACUGUGAUUGGUCAAUUCCACACCCUGUUCUUUGGCUCUGUGCGUAUGUUUUUCCUGGGGGUUCUGGGAUUUGCAGUUUAUGGCAAUGAGGCUCUUCACUUUAGCUGUCUCCCUGACCGGAGGGAACUAAAUGUCUUCUGUUACAACCAGUUUCGACCAGUAACACCUCAGGUGUUCUGGGCCUUACAGCUUGUAACAGUCCUUGUACCAGGGGCUGUGUUCCAUCUUUAUGCAGCAUGUAAAAAUAUGGACCAGGAGGACAUUCUUGAGCAACCUAUCAACACAGUCUUGUAUAUAAUCUCUGUGCUUUUGCGGAUGAUCCUGGAGAUGGCUGCAUUUUGGUUGCAGAGCCAUCUCUUUGGUUUUCUGGUUCAGCCCAUGUUCAUGUGUGAUGCCAGCUCACUGGAAAAGACCUUUAACUUCACCAAGUGUUUGGUUCCAGAGUACUUUGAAAAGACAAUCUUCCUUGGUGCAAUGUAUGUAUUUACCAUCAUCACUGUGCUUUUGUGUAUUGCUGAGAUUUUUGAAAUUCUUCGCAGAAGGGGUGUUUUGUGA
This is a messenger RNA of Neoarius graeffei (lesser salmon catfish), 606 nucleotides long. RefSeq names its product gap junction epsilon-1 protein. Gene Ontology annotation, biological process: cell communication. Lineage: Eukaryota; Metazoa; Chordata; Actinopteri; Siluriformes; Ariidae. Gene Ontology annotation, cellular component: connexin complex. Bases 1 to 606 code for a protein of 201 amino acids. The record is from RefSeq and is a predicted model, not a curated record. The transcript is spliced from 3 exons.